This is a messenger RNA of Oxyura jamaicensis (ruddy duck), 946 nucleotides long. Its product is annotated as mediator of RNA polymerase II transcription subunit 19. Bases 231 to 623 code for a protein of 130 amino acids. Gene Ontology annotation, cellular component: mediator complex. Lineage: Eukaryota; Metazoa; Chordata; Aves; Anseriformes; Anatidae. Gene Ontology annotation, molecular function: transcription coregulator activity; transcription factor binding. The record is from RefSeq and is a predicted model, not a curated record. Gene Ontology annotation, biological process: positive regulation of transcription by RNA polymerase II. The transcript is spliced from 6 exons.
CUCGCCGCCCCCCCCGCCGCCCCCCCCCCUCCGCCGCCCCCCCGGCGCCCGGCGAGGGCAAGGCCGCCGCCGCCGGCCCCUUCUACCUGCUGCGGGAGCUGCCAGGCAGCACGGAGCUGACGGGCAGCACCAACCUGAUCACGCACUACAACCUGGAGCACGCCUACAACAAGUUCUGCGGCAAGAAGGUGAAGGAGAAGCUCAGCAACUUCCUGCCCGACCUGCCCGGCAUGAUCGACCUGCCCGGCUCCCACGACAACAGCAGCCUGCGCUCCCUCAUCGAGAAGCCCCCCAUCUGCGGCAGCUCCUUCACCCCGCUCACCGGCACCAUGCUCACCGGCUUCCGCCUGCACGCCGGCCCCCUGCCCGAGCAGUGCCGGCUGAUGCACAUCCAGCCGCCCAAGAAGAAGAACAAACACAAGCACAAGCAGAGCCGCACGCAGGACCCCGUCCCCCCCGAAACCCCCUCGGACUCUGACCACAAGAAGAAAAAGAAGAAAAAAGAGGAGGAUCCUGAACGGAAAAGGAAGAAGAAAGAGAAAAAGAAAAAGAAGAACCGGCACAGCCCCGAGCACCCCGGGGUGGGCAGCUCCCAGGCCAGCAGCAGCAGCAGCCUGCGGUGAGGCUGCGCCGGUGCCGCCCCUGGGAGCUCUCGGUGGCCGCCCACAGCCCCGGCUGACCUGCGACGGACUCGUCCCUCCUGCGGAGCGCAGCGGGGAGACCCGGGCAGGCGCGUCCCCACCCGGAGGGCUGGGACCAGGGGAACGCGUGGACUGUGCUGGAGCUGGGGUCGGGACGGCUGCCCUCAGCCCCUCGUACCAAAACAGCCCGCUGCACUGAGGGCUCUCUCUUUUUUUUUCCUUUUUUUUUUUUUUUUUUUUUUACUCACCUUUUAAUUAAAGUCUCUGCUCUGAGGAGGGGCUGGUGGCAGUGGCUGCUCUAACUG